CGCACCCGAUUGAGGAUGGCCGAUAGCUCCUUUAAGUCCGAGCCUCAGGCUUUGCAAGAGCUCAAUGACGAUUUCAAGAAACCAACCCUGCCGGUGCCCCCGGCUGUGCGGGGCAGGGCCCCCGCCACCAGUCCUUCAGACCCUGAGGAGGUGAAGAAGGAAGGGCCCACGGCGCUGCUAGACCCCGAUUCCGUGGAGCCUGACGUCCCGCCAGUGCGGCCGGACAGCGGGGACACCAGGAGUCCACCGGAGGAGCAGCCGCGGCCGCCCACAGCGGCUCCAUCCCCUGGCGGUCCGGCCCGGGCUCCACCGUACCGAGAGCCGCCGUGGGGCGGCCCCGCCACGGCCCCCUACAGCCUAGAGACACUGAAGAGCGGCACCAUCCUUGGCACCUGGAGCUUGAAAGGGACAAGCUACUGCCUUUUCGGGAGGCUGUCUAGCUGCGACGUGUGCCUGGAGCACCCUUCGGUGUCUCGGUACCACGCCGUGCUGCAGCACAGGGUGUCCGGCCUCGAAGGAGAAUGCGACGGCCACGGGCCUGGCUUCUACCUUUACGAUCUGGGAAGCACCCAUGGCACUUUUCUUAACAAAACCCGCAUCCCACCCCGCACCUAUUGUCGCGUCCACGUCGGGCAUGUUCUUCGCUUUGGAGGCAGCACCCGGCUGUUUCUUCUUCAGGGACCAGAGGAAGACCGAGAAGCAGAAUCCGAGUUGACAGUAACGCAAUUGAAAGAAUUGCGCAAGCAGCAACAAAUGAUGUUGGAGAAGAAGAUGCUAGGAGAAGACUCGGAUGAGGAAGAAGAAAUGGAUACCAAUGAAAGGAAGAGAAAUACUAGUAGUCAAGAUGAUGAAAUGGGCUGCACCUGGGGAAUGGGAGAAGAUGCUGUAGAGGACGAGGCUGAAGAGAACCCCAUUGUCUUAGAGUUUCAGCAGGAAAGGGAGGCCUUCUAUAUAAAGGAUCCAAAAAAGGCUCUCCAAGGUUUUUUUGACCGAGAAGGAGAAGAAUUAGAAUAUGAAUUUGAUGAACAGGGGCACAGCACUUGGCUCUGUAGGGUGAGAUUACCUGUGGAUGAUUCAACUGGAAAACAACUGGUAGCUGAGGCCAUUCAUUCGGGAAAGAAAAAAGAAGCAAUGAUCCAGUGUUCACUGGAGGCUUGUCGAAUCCUUGAUACUUUGGGGUUGCUGCGGCAGGAGGCAGUAUCUCGGAAAAGGAAAGCCAAGAACUGGGAGGAUGAAGACUUUUAUGAUAGUGAUGAUGACACAUUUCUUGAUCGGACCGGCCUGGUUGAAAAGAAGCGUCUGAACCGUAUGAAGAAGGCUGGGAAGAUUGAUGAGAAGCCAGAGACGUUUGAAUCAUUGGUUGCAAAGUUAAAUGAUGCUGAAAGGGAACUCUCUGAAAUUUCUGAGAAACUGAAAGCGUCAAGCAAAGCUUUAUCAGAGUCACCAUCUCAGGACUCCUUAGAUGCGUUCAUGUCAGAAAUGAAAUCAGGGAGUGCAUUGGAUGGUGUGUCCCGGAAGAAACUUCACCUGAGAACUUUUGAACUGAGGAAAGAACUACAGAGACUUAAAGGGUUGAUAAAAAUUGUAAAACCAGCAGAGAUUCCAGAACUAAAAAAGACUGAAAGUCAGACUACAGAUGUGGAAAACAAAGCUAAAAAGCUUACGUUGCCUCUCUUUGGUGCCAUGAAAGGAGGAAGCAAAUUCAAAUUAAAAACGGGAACAGUAGGGAAGUUACCUCCCAAACGUCCAGAACUCCCUCCAGCUCUAAUGAGAAUGAAGGAUGAGCCUGAAGUAGAAGAGGAGGAGGAAGAAGAAGAAGAAGAAGAAGAUGUGGAGAAGGAAAAGGAGGAGGAUGAAAAGAAAAAAAUGGAGGCUGAGAGCAGUAGGUUACAGGCGGAGAUAGAGCCAGAAGAAGCAGUACAGGAAGCGAGGCCUCCCACUGAUCUCACAUGUUCUAAAGAAACAAAAAACCAUGAAAACAUGUCUCAACUCAGCCAAGUGCAACAGAAUAAAGAUUAUCAAGAGAUUAGUGAAACAGCUGCAUCAUGUGAGGAACCCUCAGCAUCAAAGAAUGAAUAUGAGAAAAACAGAAAUGAAUUGAAGAAAAAGAAAGCUCCCGGUCCAGGCAAACUUCCAGCAACACUUUCCUCCAGAUAUCCAGAAGAUGACCCAGACUACUGUGUAUGGGUCCCACCUGAAGGCCAAAGUGGAGAUGGCAGGACCCAUCUUAAUGACAAGUAUGGCUAUUGACUGCUUCAGAAUCCUAAAGGAAGACUUGUGGAC
This is a messenger RNA of Puma concolor (puma), 2283 nucleotides long. RefSeq names its product solute carrier family 4 member 1 adaptor protein (gene SLC4A1AP). The record is from RefSeq and is a predicted model, not a curated record. NCBI's taxonomy places the organism in Eukaryota, Metazoa, Chordata, Mammalia, Carnivora, Felidae. Gene Ontology annotation, molecular function: protein binding.